This is a messenger RNA of Iphiclides podalirius (scarce swallowtail), 453 nucleotides long. The record is from the annotation of a GenBank genome assembly. NCBI's taxonomy places the organism in Eukaryota, Metazoa, Arthropoda, Insecta, Lepidoptera, Papilionidae.
AUGUCUGGCGGCCAGGGCUCAACGAGACGGCCGCAGCGCUCGGGAGGCGGCGGCACGAUGCCCGCCAACGGCUUCACGUACAUCGGCGGCGACGGCCGCGCCCACCAGCCCCAUCAACCGCUCACGCUGAACAACGGCGCGCCCGCCCACCAUCUCAACAACGGCUCACUGAGGUCCCUGCCGGACAAGAAGAGCAACCGCAACGGCGUCGUGUGCCACCCGGAGAACUUCCAGCGUAACCUGGACUCGCGCUAUUCGCGGAAGCAGGAGAACGGCAACGGCUACCUGCGCAACUCCGAGACCAUAAUCGGCUUCCCGCGGGACCGGGACAGAAAUUACGACCGGCAGCUGUCGGACUACAGCGAGCCGGAGUACUCCAUCAUUCAGGAGGGCUACGGGCGGCCAACCGAGGAGUACCCGCGCUCGUGCAGCCACUCCAACACCUUCAACUGU